AUGGCCUCCUCUCUCCUCCCGCGGCUGGCCAUGCGCCAGUCGGUCAGACUCGUCGCCCAGCGUCGCGCUGCCUCGACCACCUCCGAAGCCGCCAAUGCCGCAUCGAAAGGAGCCACCGCUGCGAAAGAGACGGCCGAGAGCACCGUAUCAAAGGCUCAGCAAGGCCUCUCCAAAGUCAGCAGCUCUGCCGGCCCUGCGCUGAGCAAGGCAGCUGCUUCUGCUCAGAACGCAGUCUCCAACGUCGGUGGCCGGACUGGUGCGGCGAUCAACUGGGUACAAGGCUUCAUCCCACACGUGGUCUACUACGGCAGAGUCGUGGGCGAGCUGGGCAAGAUCAUCUACACCGGACGAGGCAUGCAGCCGCCUACCAUCCAGACCGUGCAGUCCUACCUGACACCCAUCACCAAUGCCGUGCGCAACCCCUCGACAUUUGGCUCCCAGACUGCCAAAGCUGCCGAGCGAACAGCAGAGACAGCCGUCAACAACCCACAGUCUUUCCUGACCCGGUUAAGAAACCUCGACUCUGCGACUCUGACGCAGGUGGGCAUAAUUGGCGCUGAGACGAUUGGCUUCUUCUCCAUCGGGGAGAUCAUUGGACGAUUCAAGAUUAUCGGCUACAGGGGCGGCCACCAUGAGCACCACUAA
Zasmidium cellare ATCC 36951 is the source of this 645-nucleotide messenger RNA. RefSeq lists its product as uncharacterized. Gene Ontology annotation, molecular function: proton transmembrane transporter activity. Bases 1 to 645 code for a protein of 214 amino acids. The record is from RefSeq and is a predicted model, not a curated record. Gene Ontology annotation, biological process: proton motive force-driven ATP synthesis. NCBI's taxonomy places the organism in Eukaryota, Fungi, Ascomycota, Dothideomycetes, Mycosphaerellales, Mycosphaerellaceae. The transcript is spliced from 3 exons.